AUGGGGCGUAGGACAUGUGGGACGAUCUUCAUCCUUCCCUACGCGCUCUCUACGUCGACACUGCUCGCAUCAUCGAACACCGAUGGCCUCAUCCGUAUCCCGCUGAAGAAGAGAUCGAUAAUGGACAGCAUCUACGGCGAGCUUCUCCCAAAGCCUAGCAGCGCGCUGGAGAAGACGAAGCAAGCCGCGGCAGGGCCAGGGAGAGAGGCCGUCGGCGUCGACGAUCCGGUGCGGGGAGCCAUCGCGCAAGCUCGCGAGCGGCAGCACCAGAUGCUGGUCGAGGCCGCGGCCACGGAGCGCAGGCGCAGGUACUACUGGAGUUACGGCGGCGGGGGCGCCAAGGCAAACAGCAGCGGUUUGCGUGAUGGCGUUGGCGGCCAGGGGGACAUCGUUGCGCUCAAGAACUUCCUCAACGCGCAGUACUUUGGCCAGAUUGGGGUCGGCUGCCCGCCGCAGAAUUUCACCGUCGUCUUUGACACCGGGAGCGCCAACCUUUGGGUCCCUUCUGCCAAGUGCUUUUUCUCGCUCGCGUGCUUAUUCCAUCCCAAGUAUGACUCAAGUCAGUCCAGCACUUACAAACCCAAUGGAACACCGGCUUCUAUUCAUUACGGGACAGGAGGAAUCGCUGGUUUUUACAGUGAAGAUCAGGUCACGGUUGGCAAUCUAGUAGUUCAGAAUCAGGAAUUCAUUGAAGCUACUCAUGAGCCUGGUUUCACCUUUUUACUAGCGAAAUUCGAUGGCAUCCUUGGGCUUGCAUUUCAGGAAAUUUCAGUUGAAGGCUCAGUUCCAGUAUGGUACAAUAUGGUGAACCAAAGCCUAGUGGCAGAACCUGUUUUCUCCUUCUGGUUAAACCGAAACCCAUUCGAUGGGGAAGGAGGCGAAAUUGUGUUUGGAGGUUCUGAUGACCAACAUUACAAAGGAAGCCAUACAUACACCAGAGUUACUCGGAAAGCUUACUGGCAGUUUGAAAUGGGUGACUUUCUUAUUGGAGGAAGGAGCACUGGAAUUUGUGUGGAUGGUUGUGCGGCCAUUGCAGACUCUGGAACUUCGCUGAUUGCUGGUCCUCUAGUUGCCAUUGCCCAGAUCAAUGAACAAAUUGGAGCAGCUGGGGUGGUCAGCCAUGAGUGCAAACAAGUCGUUGCUGGUUACGGGCUAGAAAUGGCAGAGCUACUGAAAGCUCAGCAGACACCACCAUCACAGGUAUGUUCGAAGAUUGGGCUCUGCACAUUCGACGGAACACAUGGAGUAAGUGCCGGUAUCGAGAGCGUAUCAGGAUCUGAAGAUGGCAUGUCGGAAGCUAUAUGUAAUGCAUGCGAGAUGAUAGUGUUCUGGAUGCAAAGCGAGUUCAACCCGAACAAGACCACGGGGGGCACAUUGGAGUACGUCGACAGGCUCUGCGAAAACAUGCCUGAUCCAGUGGGAUCGCACGUGGACUGCAGACACAUAGGCUCCCUACAAACUGUCGCGUUCAGCAUCGGUGGAAGAGCAUUUGAGCUCCGGCCUGACCAGUACAUUCUCAAGGUCGGCGAGGGAUUCGCUGCACAUUGCAUCAGCGGGUUCACGGCUCUGGACAUUCCCCCUCCAGUAGGCCCUCUAUGGAUACUGGGGGACGUCUUCAUGGGAGCCUACCAUACCAUCUUUGACUACGGCAAGAUGAGGAUUGGGUUUGCGGAUUCCGCAUGA
Molecule: messenger RNA, 1683 nt
Organism: Miscanthus lutarioriparius
Lineage: Eukaryota; Viridiplantae; Streptophyta; Magnoliopsida; Poales; Poaceae
Source: the annotation of a GenBank genome assembly